CUAAGAACCUGUCAAUAGAACCAAGAAAAAGAGUCACUGGAAUAGAAUGUGCCGGACUGUUCUGUCUCCUUGCAAUUAGUGUAAUUGGAGGGUCCCUGUGGAGGAGUCGAAGGAGAGGAGAGAGGGCUGGACGUUUCCUCAGGAAAGUACAUCAUCAUCAUCUUCUAAAAUACAGGCCGGUCAGGAAACCGGGGGACCAGAAUGCUCUUCUGAGGCACAGAGGAGAUCCACAAAGCUAUACAUGCACACCCAGCCACACAUUCAUUCCACAUACAUCGGGAUGACAUUGCACUGACGCGCAGUGCACUCACCCUCACAAGGUAAGAGGCAGUCAGACAAUAUGUUGCGGGAUCGUUGAUGGUUCUAUCUGUUGCCGGUAGCUGAUUCUGGAAUUUUGGUCUGGAAUGCUGUGGACUCCAUAGAAUUGCGUCAGUAGAAUUGCGGAUGGAUAUUUUCCAUGUGGAAUAUUUUUUGACAUCCUUACCAUUAGUUUUGACAAGAAACGCGAUCACGUAUCAAGUCAGAUAAUUACCAAUUGCAGAAUUGUAUAUCCAGUGCAAGAAUGCCUAUCCUGAAGAAACUCCCGGGGCGCUCGAAGAGCUGCCACGAGUUUCCCAGGACGAACGGGGAGCUGAUCAUGCCCGGCCUGCAUCUGGACCUCAACCCUUUCGAGGAGGUGGACCUGGAGGAGGAGAGGAACGAGGGCGACGCGGGCCUCAUCAUGAGGGCCGCGGACGGGAGGCCCCACCUCUGGAUGUCCAGGGACGGCGAGGAGGAGGAGAACGAGGUCAACCUCGAGAAGCACGGCCCCGGCGCCUCUAAAGGGAGCCCCCUCCGGGGGACCUUGGAGCGGAUCUGUGGCGUUUCCCCCCUCAAGACCCUGGGCAAGCUGGGGAAAGGGCUGCGGCUGUCGGGACGCAGCGUGUGGGGGAACGGCCCUUCCCCGCGUGGCCCGAGCGACCCCAGCGACCCCUGGCCGGAGAAGGAGAAGAGGAAGGGGCUUCGCAGGAGCUCCGAGGAACUCGUGACCUUGCUCCGAUUUGCAGGCCGACGUAAGGACGACCGCAGAGAGAGCAUUCCCUGUGGGUCCCUCAGUGGGGACGGCGAGGCCGAGACUCGCCGCCGCUCCUCUUUCCUUAAAAUGGUCAGCCUGGGCAAGCUGAAGAGGGAGUUGCUUUCGGACCGCACUUCCCAGGAGGCCGAGGAGGAACCAGCGGAGGAGGAGCCAGUGGUCAAACCCAGGGAGCCGCUCUCAGUGCUGGAGAUCCUUCAGCUGGUCAACCACAGAGACCUCCUCCUUGCCGACACGCACAUGCAGGAGCUGGAGCGCGAAUGCGAGCUCCUCUCCUGCUUGCCUCCCGCCCCCGCCCAGCCCCCCUCCGGUUCCGCGCCGCCCCUCGACGACCCCUCCGGCUCCAACGCGUCGCUGGACUCCAGCCGCCGGAAGGCCAAGGACGUGGAGCUGCUGUACGAGGCCCUGCGGAAAGAGAUGUGGGACGUGGUGAGGGAGUCUCUCCGGCAGCCUUCGGCAGGGCCAAACCUGGGUCUGGUGGUGCUGGUCAUCCAACAGGAGGAACAGGCCGACGCAACCUGGGCCUUGAGGAUGGACGCCCAGCCCCAGGCUCUGCCUCAGCCCCAGGCCACACACCGGCCGCGGCAGCUGAAGCUGAAGUGGAGGCAGGCAGUGGGGGAAGCUGCGGACUGGAGCUUGCCCCAGCAGGUGGACACCCAGGCGGGCCUCCUGGCCUCCUAUCUGGAGCGUCUGAGGGGCCGCAUGGUGGACGACCUGGACGCGGCGCGGAGGAACGUGGUGUCCAUCUACCCGGAGGAGUUUUCCGCGUUCCAGGUGUACGUGCAGAGCUACCACCGGGCGGUGGCCCGCCGGCUGCGCAACAUCACCAGCUGCCCCCUGCAGAUUACGGACGUCUAUUCACUACUGGACUGGUUCUACAACAUCUACAACAGGGAUGUUCUGGGCACCAUUGGCACGACCACACCCAUUAACUACGCCCCACUGGAACCUCUGCUGGCCCAGGACACAGUGGACCGACUGGAGCAAGACUGCCUCAACAUUGUCAGGGAGAAGGCGACCACGGAGCUGAGCCAGGUUCUGGAUGAGGAGGAAAGGCGCUGGGCUCAGACUCUUCACAUAGAGGAGUAUCAGUCUCCGCUGGCCCGCUCCGUGAUCCAGAGGUUGAAGGUGGACUUAGACAGAUCCACGGCCGUAAGCCAGUUCCUUGGAGCCAGAGUGGCUCGGUGCAGUCUCAAUGGACUGACUGACUUCCUGUACAGUUUCCAGAGGAAGGUGGAGAUGUUCCAUGAAACCCAGGCUGAGUUUGGGGACAGAGGGGACGGAUAUGUUUCCAGGACGAUAGCUCUGGUUAACUGCUGCCCUCCUCUCCGGUCCUUCGUGCAGCGCUGCAGGCAGUGUGAUCCACAGGGCAGUGAGGAGGCUUCCCAGAAAGCCAACUCCUCCCUAGACAGGGUCAUCAACCAAUCAGUGAGGGUUCUCACCGACAGGCUCUUUGAACACAUCAGGCCUUUCUUCGACAAGCUCGUAAAGAGGAAAUGGCUCAACAACACCGACGCCUUCGAGGCCAUCGAAGCCAGUAUCAAACAACACUUUAAGAAGUUCAGGAGGAUGGACUGUCCGCCUUACCAGACGCUGGUGGGGGAGGUGCAUCGUCGUGUGCUGGUGGAGUACGUGCGGGCCAUCAUGCGGGGGCGGGUCAUCUGUACGUCCCUGAAGAUGAGGAAGAGGAUGGCCUUCCGUCUGCAGGACGAAUCCAAACAGCUUAAAGGACUCUUCAAAGACCUGGAGUCAAGCACCUCCCGGUUGGACAGUGUUAUCUCUCACCUCGCUGACAUCAUUCUCCUAGAAGACACCCCAUCCAUUCAGAUGGAAGUGGCGGUUCUGGUGAAGGAGUUUCCCGAUAUAAGGAAGAAGCACGUUUCCACCCUGCUGAACGUGCGGGGCAUGAUGAGGCAGACCGAGCGUCAGGAGAUCCUCAACAUCGUCAAAGACUUUGGCAGCAGCUCGGCCCUCAUAUGCCGGGACCACGCCUUCUUCUCCGACAUCCCCAUCACGUCGGAGGUGCACUGUCUCAACCUGGGCCUCCUGCGCCUGGCCAUGAGCAUCUCCAACUGGUUCUCGGAGAACCGUCCGCGAAAGAACCGGAGACAAGCCAGCCGGAACAGAACCGUCCAGUCGCCGGACACCCCGACGACAGAGGAUACGAAUGAGCUCGACCGAGAAGAGUAGCCAAGCUGGAGGGUCGGAGUUGAGGGCCUUCCGGAACCCUGACUAGAAACCUGUGUUCUUUUUUUGUUUUAGUUUUUUUUCUCAAAUAUGAUAUUCAUAACCUACGAAUCAAUGAGGAGAGGAGUAUACCAACACAGAUAAAGAUGACCCUUUUCUGACACCUUUUGGUCAUUUCAUCUCAAACGAUAGAUGUUUUUAAGAGCGGAAUGAAGAAGAUCGCCUCAGGUACUCCAAGUGCUGUCAAUGCUCAUUGACAAAGAGUUUGGGAAAUGACUACGUGAAACGCCACAUCAACAAUCACUGAGCUGUUUAUUUU
This is a messenger RNA of Osmerus eperlanus (European smelt), 3578 nucleotides long. Its product is annotated as exocyst complex component 3-like. Gene Ontology annotation, biological process: exocyst localization; exocytosis. The transcript has 13 exons. The record is from RefSeq and is a predicted model, not a curated record. NCBI's taxonomy places the organism in Eukaryota, Metazoa, Chordata, Actinopteri, Osmeriformes, Osmeridae. The coding region runs from base 563 to 3262 and encodes 899 amino acids. Gene Ontology annotation, molecular function: SNARE binding. Gene Ontology annotation, cellular component: exocyst.